Molecule: messenger RNA, 565 nt
Organism: Corylus avellana
Lineage: Eukaryota; Viridiplantae; Streptophyta; Magnoliopsida; Fagales; Betulaceae
Source: RefSeq, a predicted model, not a curated record
CAGUGUGUGGAAAAAUUGCCGGUUCACUACUAAUAACCCUAAUCAACACAAUCGCCGUUUCAUCUUCUCGCCGAAAGUGCUACUCUCUUCCAUCACCAGAUUCACACAGAGAUGGCGGUGCCGUUGUUGACGAAGAAGAUCGUGAAGAAGCGGGUCAAGAAGUUCAAACGCCCCCAGAGCGACCGCAAGAUCUCCGUCAAGGACAUACUGUGCUGAGAUUGCACACAAUGUGUCCACAAGGAAGAGGAAAGAGAUUGUGGAGAGAGCCGCCCAACUUGAUGUUGUUGUGACCAACAAGCUUGCCAGGUUGCGUAGCCAGGAAGAUGAAUGAGAUUGAAAUUCAUAAUGUCUGUUGGAUUAUGUUUUGUAGUGAGCUUUUAUUAGCAUGUGCACAUUUAUGGCGUUUAUUAUAUUUUUCCUAAGAAUUGUAUCCACUUCAUAGACCUCAGCUGUGGGGUGAUGCUUUUAGUUUAAAUCAUUUUAAGCUCUCUAACAGUUGUUUUUGCCUAGUCCAUUGACAAGAAUUUUUGGUGAUCCGUUCUAUUUUGAUGCUUUGUUUUGUGUU